Messenger RNA from Pseudopodoces humilis (Tibetan ground-tit), 6391 nucleotides. Lineage: Eukaryota; Metazoa; Chordata; Aves; Passeriformes; Paridae. The record is from RefSeq and is a predicted model, not a curated record.
AUGGCGAUCGCAAGGCAAGUGCUUUGUCUGUCUGCUUUCCUGUGGCUGCCGCCCGCUCGCGCCGAGCCCAUCCGCUACUCCGUAGCCGAGGAGGCGGAAAGCGGCUCCCUGGUAGGCGAGCUGGCGGAGGACGCGGGGCUGACGCCGGCGCAGCUCUCGGCUCGCCGCGCCCGCCUGGUGUCGGAGGACGGCCGGCAGCAUUUUGCCUUAGAGCGCGGCUCCGGCCGCCUGCUCGUGGCGGGGAGGCUGGACCGGGAGGAGCUGUGCGGCCAGUCCGCCACCUGCAUGCUCCCCUUCGAGCUGCUGCUCUCCAACCCCCUGCAGUUCUUUCGGGUCGAGGUGGCUCUGGAGGAUAUCAAUGACCAUUCGCCUAUUUUCCCUGAGGAAGAGGUGUCUUUUGACAUACCUGAGACGAGCGAGCCAGGCUCUCAUUUCCCGUUGGAGGUGGCUCGGGAUCUCGAUAUUGGCAGCAACACAGUCCAGACAUACAGCAUUUCUCCUGAGAACAAGUAUUUUAGUGUAUCUUACGGGAUUCAGUUCGCAGGCAAGAAGUAUCUGGAACUGGUCUUAGAAAAGCCUCUAGACAGAGAAGAGCAGGCAGAGAUGGGUUUCCGUGUCAUUGCAGUAGAUGCGGGCUCUCCUCCCAGAACUGGGACGACUGAAGUGGAAAUUGUCAUACUAGAUGUAAAUGACAAUGCUCCCGUCUUCACACAGGCGGUGUACAUUGGGAAAGUUUUGGAGAAUAUGCCAGAAGGCUCUGUGGUUCUGAUUGUACUAGCAACGGAUCAGGAUGCAGGAGUAAAUGGGGAAAUUUCCUAUCAACUGAGGCAAGACGUGGGACAGAACGACUCACUAUUUCUGAUUGAUCCCAUAACUGGUGAAAUUAAAAUCACAAAACCUCUGGACUUUGAGGCAGCACAGAGUCACGAACUGAGUGUGAGAGCCAGAGAUGGUGGGGGACUCUCAGCAAUCUGCAAAGUGCUGGUGGAGGUGGUGGAUGUGAAUGACAAUGCCCCAGAGGUGGUGGUCAGCUCCUUCAGCAGUCCCCUCCCCGAGAACACAGCGCCCGGCACGGUGGUUGCCCUGUUUACGGUCAGGGACCGGGAUUCUGGGGCCAACGGGAAGAUCUCGUGUGGCCUCGAGGAUCAGCUCUUCUUCUCGCUGCGGCCAGCCUAUAAGAAUUACUAUGAGCUGGUGACAGUGAGCGCGCUGGACCGCGAGGAGACGGCUCGCUACAUCCUCAGGGUGACGGCAGCAGACGCGGGGUCGCCUCCUCUGACGAGCACGCAGACCUUCACCGUGGACAUCUCGGAUGUCAAUGACAACGCCCCCGUCUUCAACCAGACGUCGUACACCAUGUACGUGCGUGAGAACAAUGUGCCCACGGUGUUUGUUGGAGCCGUCAGCGCUGCCGACGCUGACGUGGGGCUCAAUGGCAAGGUGAGCUAUUCCCUGGCAGCGGUGCAAGCGGCAGAGGGGCCUUGGUGCUCGUGCGUGUCUGUGAACUCUGAGAACGGGCACGUGUUUGUGCUGCGGCCCCUGGACUACGAGCGCUUGAGGCAGACGGAGGUGACGGUCAGUGCCUCUGACGCGGGCUCUCCUCCCCUCAGAGCCAACGUCAGCGUCCGCCUCGUGGUGCUGGACGAGAACGACAACGCCCCGCUCGUGCUGUACCCAGGCCAGGACAGCAGCCCAGCGUCCAGUGAGCUGGUGCCCGUGUCGGCCGAGGCGGGCUACCUCAUCACCAAAGUGGUGGCCGUGGAUGCCGACUCCGGGCAGAACUCGUGGCUCUCGUACCACCUGCUGAGGGCCAGCGAGCCAGGGCUGUUCACGGUGGGUGUCCACAGCGGGGAGGUGCGUCUGAGGAGGCCGGUGACGGAGAGAGACAGCGUGAGGCAGAAGCUCCUUGUCCUGGUCAGAGACAACGGCAAGCCGCCCCUGUCGGCCACGGCAGCUGUGAGCGCGCUCCUGCUCAAGGACUUGUCAGACGUGCGCCUCCCCGGGCACGGCAGCCCGGCCCCAGAGGAUCAGGCUGGCUCCCUGACCACCUAUUUAAUCAUUGCCCUGGUGUGUGUCUCCCUGCUCUUCCUCGUCUCCACGGCACUCUUUGUGGCUCGCAAGGUGUGCAAGAGAAAGGAGCUGAAGGCUGGCCAUGUGCUUUAUGGUGCCGACAACUUGCAGAGCGGCCUGGCCGAUGGGGCCGCUGCAGGGAGCCUGCCCCGCGCUUAUUGCUACGAGAUCAGCCUCACAACGGGCUCGGGCAACAGCGAGUUCAAAUUCCUCAAGCCCAUCCUCCCCAGCGUGCCAGCACAGCACUGCGCCGUGGGCCACGGCCCGGAGGAUGAACAGCAUUUCCCCUGUGUCCCUGUCAGCACCGACGACACAGCACCAGACAAUCCUGGCACUCUCUCUGCAGGACACUUCAAUUCUCUUUCCUUCACGGCAGCGCGGGCUGCGGGCGGCGGCGGGCGCAGUUGCAGCGCGCACCGCUGGGUGGUGCCCUCGGCCAAGGCGGCGCCGAGCGGCUGCGGCAGCGGAGGCGGCCGAGCCCGGCCCGGCCCAGCCCAGCGCAGCUCGGCUCAGCGCAGCGCAGCUGAGCCCGAGCGAGCUGAGAUCAGCGCAGCGCAGCCGGCCGGAGGUGGCAGCGGCUGCGUUGGCGAGCGCUGCCCCGUGUCAGCCGCUGCCGGCACCCCCCGGCUGUGUCAGGCGCCGCUUUCGGCGGAAUCGGAGGCAGCGAGAGAAGGAGCCCGGCCCGCGCUUGGCCGCUUUCGGCGGGGAAUCACCGGGGACAGCCGCCACACCGACCCCGGCCGCCGCCGCCGCCGCCGCCGCCGCGCCAUGGCGAUCGCAAGGCAAGUGCUUUGUCUGUCUGCUUUCCUGUGGCUGCCGCCCGCUCGCGCCGAGCCCAUCCGCUACUCCGUAGCCGAGGAGGCGGAAAGCGGCUCCCUGGUAGGCGAGCUGGCGGAGGACGCGGGGCUGACGCCGGCGCAGCUCUCGGCUCGCCGCGCCCGCCUGGUGUCGGAGGACGGCCGGCAGCAUUUUGCCUUAGAGCGCGGCUCCGGCCGCCUGCUCGUGGCGGGGAGGCUGGACCGGGAGGAGCUGUGCGGCCAGUCCGCCACCUGCAUGCUCCCCUUCGAGCUGCUGCUCUCCAACCCCCUGCAGUUCUUUCGGGUCGAGGUGGCUCUGGAGGAUAUCAAUGAUCAUUCACCCGUUUUCCCCGAGAAUCGAGUGACUUUUGACAUCCCCGAAACGAGCAACCCUGAUUCACGAUUCCCACUGGAGGCUGCUCGGGAUCUCGAUAUUGGCAGCAACACAGUCCAGACAUACAGCAUCUCUCCCGAGAACGAGUUCUUUAGUAUCUCAUCGGGUACUCGAAUCACGGGAAAGAAGUUUCUUGAGCUUGUUUUGGAGAAGCCACUAGACAGAGAGGAGCAGGCAGACAUGAGUUUUAGCCUCAUUGCUGUAGAUGGUGGGUCUCCUCCCAGGACUGGGACAACCGAAGUGAAAAUUAUCAUUCUAGAUGCAAAUGACAAUGCUCCCAUCUUCGCACAGGAAGAGUACAUUGGUGAGGUUCUGGAAAACAUGCCAGAAGGCUCAGUAGUUUUAACAGUGCUGGCAACUGAUCAGGAUGCAGGUGUCUAUGGGGAAAUUACCUAUCAACUCAGUGAAGCUGCAGACGAGAGCGACUCAAUAUUUGUGAUUGACCCUCUAAGUGGAGAAAUUAAACUCACAAAACCUCUGGACUAUGAGGCAGCACAAACUCACGAACUGAGUGUGAGAGCCAGAGAUGGCGGGGGACUCUCAGCCAUCUGCAAAGUGCUGGUGGAAGUGGUGGAUUUGAAUGACAAUGCCCCAGAGGUGGUGGUCAGCUCCUUCAGCAGUCCCCUCCCCGAGAACACAGCGCCCGGCACGGUGGUUGCCCUGUUUACGGUCAGGGACCGGGAUUCUGGGGCCAACGGGAAGAUCUCGUGUGGCCUCGAGGAUCAGCUCUUCUUCUCGCUGCGGCCAGCCUAUAAGAAUUACUAUGAGCUGGUGACAGUGAGCGCGCUGGACCGCGAGGAGACGGCUCGCUACAUCCUCAGGGUGACGGCAGCAGACGCGGGGUCGCCUCCUCUGACGAGCACGCAGACCUUCACCGUGGACAUCUCGGAUGUCAAUGACAACGCCCCCGUCUUCAACCAGACGUCGUACACCAUGUACGUGCGUGAGAACAAUGUGCCCACGGUGUUUGUUGGAGCCGUCAGCGCUGCCGACGCUGACGUGGGGCUCAAUGGCAAGGUGAGCUAUUCCCUGGCAGCGGUGCAAGCGGCAGAGGGGCCUUGGUGCUCGUGCGUGUCUGUGAACUCUGAGAACGGGCACGUGUUUGUGCUGCGGCCCCUGGACUACGAGCGCUUGAGGCAGACGGAGGUGACGGUCAGUGCCUCUGACGCGGGCUCUCCUCCCCUCAGAGCCAACGUCAGCGUCCGCCUCGUGGUGCUGGACGAGAACGACAACGCCCCGCUCGUGCUGUACCCAGGCCAGGACAGCAGCCCAGCGUCCAGUGAGCUGGUGCCCGUGUCGGCCGAGGCGGGCUACCUCAUCACCAAAGUGGUGGCCGUGGAUGCCGACUCCGGGCAGAACUCGUGGCUCUCGUACCACCUGCUGAGGGCCAGCGAGCCAGGGCUGUUCACGGUGGGUGUCCACAGCGGGGAGGUGCGUCUGAGGAGGCCGGUGACGGAGAGAGACAGCGUGAGGCAGAAGCUCCUUGUCCUGGUCAGAGACAACGGCAAGCCGCCCCUGUCGGCCACGGCAGCUGUGAGCGCGCUCCUGCUCAAGGACUUGUCAGACGUGCGCCUCCCCGGGCACGGCAGCCCGGCCCCAGAGGAUCAGGCUGGCUCCCUGACCACCUAUUUAAUCAUUGCCCUGGUGUGUGUCUCCCUGCUCUUCCUCGUCUCCACGGCACUCUUUGUGGCUCGCAAGGUGUGCAAGAGAAAGGAGCUGAAGGCUGGCCAUGUGCUUUAUGGUGCCGACAACUUGCAGAGCGGCCUGGCCGAUGGGGCCGCUGCAGGGAGCCUGCCCCGCGCUUAUUGCUACGAGAUCAGCCUCACAACGGGCUCGGGCAACAGCGAGUUCAAAUUCCUCAAGCCCAUCCUCCCCAGCGUGCCAGCACAGCACUGCGCCGUGGGCCACGGCCCGGAGGAUGAACAGCAUUUCCCCUGUGUCCCUGUCAGCACCGAGGACACGGCACCAGACAAUCCUGGCACUCUCUCUGCAGGACACUUCAAUUCUCUUUCCUUCAACUAGCUGGGCUCUGCACUGCCAGAGGCUUCAAUGCCCAUGGUAGAAAGGGCACCAGGCAGCAGCAGAUGACAAUGGUUCCUCCAGAGAAAACUUGUGUUUCCAAAUGGCAUAAGCAAUUUCCCUUAUAUUCUAAGUCCAAAUAGAAGUUGUCAUGUUCUCCAAAAGGGAAAAAUUGAAGCAACUUAGAUAAAGUUGAGCUCUCACUCUGGCUGUGAUAUGCUUCAUCUCUGAUGUGGUCAUUUCUGAUAGGCUUUAAGAAGGGGGUUAGCACUCCAGCUAUUCUCCUGUAUCUCUUGCUGGCAGACCAGACCAUGAAACUCUUAUUUAUUCGUUGCUAUAACACAAUGGCACAGUUGUGUAAACAAAUCUCACACUUGUUGAAAUGGCCCAAAGCCAUUUGCCCAUCUCAGAAAAUAAGUUAGUUCUGAAUACUGUGUCAUGAUGUUCUUUUAGCAUGGGGGUUUUUCCUUAUGGGGCUUUGGAUGUCUGUGUCUGAGGGGUGUGGGCUCUCUGUGUUACACUUUCUUCUCAGUAUGUCAGUCUGUUUGGCCCUUGUGCAUCUGUCAAUGCCUCACUAAUGCUGUCCUGUGAAAGAGUGAAGUUGUCCUAUCAAGCCAUUGCAAUGCUGGCAAAUCCAGCUCUACAGACUAAAAGGCCAUUUUGACCCUCUGAGUACCGGGGCCUCAUCUUUUUCAAGGCAGAAAAGAGGAGGAAAAUGCACAAUAGAAUCUUCCUUUGACGUGUGUGUGGGAUUUGUGUUCCAUCCACCUGAGAUUGUCUAGGAAAUACAGCACUGGAAGAGGCAUUUGGGUGGAUAUUAAAUGUAGAGAGACAUUCAAACCUUUUAAUCAUCCUUAUAUACAUGGAAAAAACACAUGUCCAUGAAAUAUAAUUUUCUGGAGCAUGAACCAAGAAGAACAUGAAAACAGGUCUUUGAGUUUUCUUUGCUCAUUCAUGUUUCUGAAUUCAGGGUAUUCUUAAUGUGACUAGAAAGCUGUCCCAAAAGGAUUUCUCCAUUUGUGUUAGAGUGUUUGCAUUCUGCUUUUUCCCCUUUCUCUUUUUAUCUACUUAACUGUACUGAGAAUUAUUUUGCUCACUCCUCUGGAGAAGG